Molecule: messenger RNA, 7021 nt
Organism: Coregonus sp. 'balchen'
Lineage: Eukaryota; Metazoa; Chordata; Actinopteri; Salmoniformes; Salmonidae
Source: the annotation of a GenBank genome assembly
AGUCUGGAUGAUGGGAAACCAGAGACGGUCCAGAAGGCCCCUCAGAAAGCUCCUCUCAGACAGGAGACCAACAGUCUGUUCUCUCCCCCUGUACAGAGUCUGGAUGAUGGGAAACCAGAGACGGUCCAGAAGGCCCCUCAGAAAGCUCCUCUCAGACAGGAGACCAACAGUCUGUUCUCUCCCCCUGUACAGAGCCUGGAUGAUGGGAAACCAGAGACGGUCCAGAAGGCCCCUCAGAAAGCUCCUCUCAGACAGGAGACCAACAGUCUGUUCUCUCUCCCUGUACAGAGUCUGGAUGAUGGGAAACCAGAGACGGUCCAGAAGGCCCCUCAGAAAGCUCCUCUCAGACAGGAGACCAACAUGGCUAGCUUCUGCAACCGCUUCUCCAUAUACAACAUCAACGGUAUUAAUACAGCCUACAUAAUAUAGCUGCAAGCAGCCAUGGCCUGGUUCAAACUAUGGCCCCAUAGCGCCACCAUCAGGCAGCCAUGGCGUGGUUCAAACUAUGGCCCCAUAGCGCCACCAUCAGGCAGCCAUGGCGUGGUUCAAACUAUGGCCCCAUAGCGCCACCAUCAGGCAGCCAUGGCGUGGUUCAUACUAUGGCCCCAUAGCGCCACCAUCAGGGCAUAUUGGGCUCUCCCUAAAGCAGGGCUCGGUAACCUUUAUCACUGGAAGAUACACUACCAGUCAAAAGUUUGGACACACCUACUCAUUCAAGGGUUUUUCUUUAUUUUUAAAAAAAUUUUACAUUGUAGAAUAAUAGUGAAGACAUCAACACUAUGAAAUAACCCAUUUGGAAUCAUGUAGUAACCAAAAAAAGUAUUAAACAAAUCAAAAUAUAUUUUAUAUUUGAGAUUCUUCAAAUAGCCACCCUUUGCCUUGAUGACAGCUUUGCGCACACUUGGCAUUCUCUCAAACAGCUUCAUGAGGAAUGCUUUUCCAACAGUCUUGAAAGAGUUCCCACAUAUCCUGAGCACUUGUUGGCUGCUUUUCCUUCACUCUGCGGUCCGACUCAUCCCCAAACCAUCUCAAUUCGGUUGAGGUCAGGUGAUUGUGGAGGCCAGGUCAUCUGAUGCAGCACUCCAUCACUCUCCUUCUUGGUCAAAUAGCCCUUACACAGCCUGGAGGUGUGUUGGGUCAUUGUCCUGUUGAAAAACAAAUGAUAGUCCCACUAAGCCCAAACCAGAUGGGAUGGCGGUUCUUUGUUUCUUUACUUUACUUUUAUAAAUGAGAAAUUAGCACAUUCAGACAGGCCUCCAUUCAGACAGGCCUCCAUUCAGACAGGCCUCCAUUCAGACAGGCCUCCAUUCAGACAGGCCGCCAUUCAGACAGGCCUCCAUUCAGACAGGCCUAGUCUGCAAACUUGAAGCAACAGAAACUUAACCUGCAGCAGGUAAUGUUUUGGUACAUGUCAAGAACAGAAUAAAAGUACGAAGGUUUUAUUGUCCUGUAGAUUGUAAUUGUCCCAAUAUUUCCAAACCUAUCUGCGGUCCUUCAGCACCUCUGGCCUGGAAAGCGACUAUAUUGUUUUGGAGAAGGUGGUCAUAUCUCCUGUUUUGAUUACAAUGGCCUCACUGUUUAGCUGCUCUUGGUAUGAGGCUAUAAUCACAAGGUUUUCUGGGUCGCCUUCCUUUUUUCCCCUUUCACACAAUCCCCCCUCGGUGAGCCUUUAAAACAGCUAAAUACACACUGGUAUUAUGAACAGAUUUUCUUACAAAUUAAAUGAAUGAAUAAAUAAAUAGCAUAACUUACCAGUUCUGUGUGAUUUCUGCUGCUGUGCCUCUGAGCAGGUCUUAACGAUAUUAGGGCAGUAGGAUGACAGGACUGUCUUCCGGCAGUAGGAUGACAGGACUGUCUUCGGUCAGUCAGACGGCAGUGAUGAAGUUCCUGCUUGAAAACACCUGCUCGCACAGUUAAGUUGACCAGAACGAUUGAGAUGAUGCCAAAUGCAUUUCUCUUCAUGUUGCCAUAGCUGUCGGGAAAGCCAUUCCACAUGUCAAAUACAAGCUGGUCUUGUUUCUGAAGGUCUUGGAUUUCUUUCCAUUUGUGAUUUUGAGUCAGAGUGUCCGUGCGAGACUUUCCAGGUACGUUCUCAGGCCUUUGAAUUUUUACACCCGUAUGUUCUUGUCCAGUUCCAGUUCUAGCCGUGGUUGGCUCACUCCCUGGAGUCCGUCAACAUCACGGGUUGACACAAGGAAUGAUAGUCAAAUCGUGCAGCAAAUUAUUGUUGGAUUGUCAGAAUGGAAACUUGCAGAUUUGCGGUGUCAAAUCGCAGUUGUUCUGCUGUGUGAAUUAUUUCAGGGAUGGGAGACCAGGCGCCUGUCUCCAGAAGGGCAGUGGGUUUAACCCUUUUACCAUUAUUUAGUUUACCAACAAAAUUGGACAACAAGGUUCAACACUUCCAUCAACUCUGGCAGAAAAUGUUUGUGUGCCUCUUGAUGGAUGAUGCAAUGAAACGUCAUCAGCUUUUGAUCCGACCAUCUAUGUAGGAAGCUCCUCUCCUCCUCCCCCCUUCUGUUGCCACAGACACCAGGUGGCUGGUUUUGAUUUAUUUGGCCUUUUAAACAGCCGAAUCACAAACCACCUCUCCCUGUGUUUGUCCUUUCAGCAGUAAUAACUCAACAAGUUCCUCUUGCGGACCCUCAGAGUUCCUGCAGAGCCGUGCUGUCUGUGCUAUGUCAUCAACAUCACACGAUAGAAUAGGCUGCAUUUAUGUCCUUAAUCUGCUGACUGCUAAUGUCUCUUGCCAUUUUCAGGGUCCUGUCCUUGACAUUAUUUGCAGAAGAUCUUACAUGUUCUGAAACUAUUUCGUUUUUUGAAAUGGGAAUACAGCGUCUCGGAUACUUUUAUAAAGGAAUAUUUCAAGUACUCACCGUCUGUGAACCAGGGGUUGGAACCGGUUCAGGGAACGGAACCGGAAAAUAACAUUUUUAGAGGAACAGAAUCAGAACCACCAACGAAAGUGGAUCUAUACUCUUCCGUUAUUUUGAAAGCAUGGGAACCGGUAAAUUUUUUUUAAUAAUAAUCUACGUUCUGGACAUUUUUUUUCCCUACAAUUUUUUUUCUGUCAUUGAAACGUAUUCCGGUGUCUGCCGGCCGGCCAGCUGAACCAAUCCGCACUGAUUGGUGAAGUCAUUUAACGUCGAGCUAAAUGUAAAAUCAAGUAGAUUUGAGGUUUAAAAAGGAACAGAAAGAAACGAUGUAAACCGUAAAAAAUAAAUUUGGGGUUCAGAACGAAACAAUCGAUAAAUAAUUUCAGAUCCAAACCCCUGUUGUGAAUGACUUUACACAUUCCACGAAGCUAGCAGCAGUGUUUGUAUUUUACCAUUUGAUCCAUUUUGAGAAGGUACCUCUGCUCUGUGCUUCAGCUCAGCAAUGGCUCUCUUUCUGGCAUCUCCAGGUGGAUACUUUUCAGCAAAUAUAGUGUGUUGCUUUUGAAAAUGUCUGUCGACAUUGGAUUUCUUGUUGUUGGCUAAUUUCUCACUGCAUAUUAAGCAGUUGGCUAUAAAUGCAUAAGAUUCAGUCCAUUCAUCAUUGAAUUCUGUGUGUUCAUCCUCAACUUUUCCAUUUUUGGGGGCCAUUUCUAUACUAUUUUCGUUGUUAUGUCACCCUUAGGUCCUUUCAUUGUAGGCUGCAGGGAUGGUAACAGCCAAGCUAACUAGCAAAACCAGCACACACCACUUUCCCCGCCACUGAUCCAAAUCGACUUCUUGUGUUUCCGGCACACUGGAUGCUAUAUUGCGUAUUGCUGCCUUUUGCAGGCCGGAGUGAGAAUUGCACACGUACAGUGCCUUCAGAAAGUAUUCACACCCCUUGACGUUUGCCACAUUUAGUUGUUACAGCCUAAAUUUAAAAUGGAUUAAAUUGCGAUUUUGUGUCACUGAUCUACACACAAAACCCCAUAAUGUCAAAGUGGAAUUUAGUUUUUAGGAUUUAAUACAAAUUAAUAGAAAUUUAAAAGCUGAAAUGUCAAUAAGUAUUCAACCCCUUUGUUAUGGCAAGACUAAAUAAGUUCAGGAGUAAAAAUGUGACCCACUGCCUCGACCCGGUCUUAUGUAGCAAAAUUAGAAAUUGUGUUUUUUACAUUGGAUAAAAGUAGACUCCGAGCUACAAAAUGUUAUAUACACUGAGGAACAAUGGGAAAGUAAUUCUGCUUUGAAAGUUGAUAAACUUGUAACCCCACUUUUGAGAAAAUGGCCCUUGAACGUUUUGGUACACCUUCUGGAGAGCUCUUCUUUGUCUACACCCAUUCGGCAUCGUUCACACCCUCUUAAGCCUUAGGCCCACCCAUCUCUUUACAAUAAGGAACAACUCCAGGUAAAAAAAAACACUAUCUAGUCCCUGACCUAUAUCCUAAUCUGACUUUGAAAGUGUCCAGAUAAAAAUAUUUUCUAAAUAUCAUCUCAAGGAUGAUAAUUGGAAAAAGGAUGCAAAGGGUCUGAAUACUUAUGUAAAUAAGGUAUUUUUGUUUUUUGUAUUUUUAUAAAUGUGCAGAACAUUUCUAAAACCCUGUUUUCACUUUGUCAUUGUGGGAUAUUGUGUGUAAAUUGAUGAGGACAAAUGUUAAUUUCAUCAAUUUUAGAAUAAGGCUGGAACGUAACAAAAUGUGGAAAAAGUGAAGGGGUGUGAAUAUUUUCCGAAUGCACUGUUAAAGAGAUGCCGCUACUACCUCCGAUGAGCCGUCAAACAGGCAAAGCGUCAAUACAGGAUUAAGUUCGAAUCCUACUUUGCCAGCUCUGAAGCUCGUCGGAUGUGACAGGGCUUUCAAAGUAUCACGGAUUACAAAGGGAAACCCAGCCGAUAGCUGCCCAGAGCCUACCAGACAAGCUAAAUGACUCUCUUGAACGUGUUUCCUUGCAGGUAACCAUGGUUAACAGAGGAAGAACAAUGAUUUCAAGCACCACCCUCCUUUUAAAGCUUCCAGUCUGUUAUUCUAACUCAAUCAGCAUGACAUAGUGAUCUCCAGCCUUGUCCUCGUCAACACUCUCACCUGUGUUAACGAGAGAAUCACUGACAUGAUGGCAGCUGGUCCUUUUGUGGCAGGGCUGAAAUGCAGUGGAAAUGUUUUUGGGGGAUUAAGUUCAUUUUCAUGGCAAAGAGGGACUUUGCAAUUAAUUGCAAUUAAUCUGAUCACUCUUCAUGACAUUCUGGAGUAUAUGCAAAUUGCCGUCAACUGAGGCAGCAGACUUGGUGAAAAUUAGUGUUUGUCAUUCUCAAAACUUUUGACCAUGACUGUACAUAUUUCAAGCAGACCACCAUAGUCCCUGUACCCAAGAACGCUAAGGUAACCUGUCUAAAUGACUGUCGACCCGUAGCACUCACAUCUGUAGCCAUGAAAUGCUUUCAAAGGCUCACACAACUUGAUACAUGGCAUUUAUGGAUCAAUGUCUCACAACGCAAUAUUUUCCACGCUAGCAACUCAAACAAUAUGGUACUGACCAAUAAACAUUCAAGUGGGCGUGACCUGGCACAUAAAUGCAUAUAAAUCAGACACAGAUGUUCAUUUUUUACACAAUGGUGCUAUAUCGGCACAUACAGUAUUUAUAUAUUUUGAUCUGUUCGAGUCAGAAUUGGAAUUUGGCACACAUGCUCAGGGAUGUCAGUCUAGCUGACCUGUAGAGUAUGGUUGUUUGCCAGCAUGGUGGCGCUGUUGGACAGGAAAAACAAUUAAUGCAAGCUCAUUGGCUUAUAGCAGCCAUAUUGUUUGCGCUAGAGUCUUGGAAAAAUAUUUCAUUUGAAGACAUCCAAAGAUUCUUCUGGAGAAUAAGGCGUUUAAAGUAGUCAACAUGGUUGAAAAUGGUCCAAAAUACAUCAAAAGCGUAUUGCAUGAUCUGUUUUGAUUUUGAGUUCUGAUAUUUGGCAAGCGUCGUAAAGAAUACAGAAGUAGCUCUUCAGGGAAAUGUGUCCAAUUUGUCCUGGUGGUGGUGCUAUGGGGCCAAAGCUUGAACCCCGGCAUUGCUUCUUGCAGCUAUAUUUGUUGUUUUUGUUGUUAAUGUUGUUGUUAAUGUUGUUGUUGUUGUUCUUCCAGAGGCUCUAAACCAGGGCGGAGACGGUGUAGAUCUGGAUUCCCUGAUGGCAGACCUGUGUUCCAUAGAGCAGGAGCUGAGCAAGCCCAAUAGUGGCAAGAACAGGCUGGGUGUGCCAGGUGAUGCUAAGCUGCGCCAGAAACCCCCCGCUGGCCGCAGCAGCAGCAGCACCAAGGUGCAUGCUGGGAGCAGUGGAGGAGGCACCUCCAGCAGUGGGGGCAGCACCUCCAGCAGGUAAGCUAUUGCUGAACUGUGGAUAUAUUUAUGUUUAUGUUGAAUAUAUCAUUGAUGUCACUGUUGUGUUGUGGUAUUUAUGUGAUUAUUUAUUGAUUAUUUAUCAAUUUAUCAAAUAUUUAUUGAUUUAUCUCCUAUCGGACUUUGUUUUUUCGUGUUGUCCGGGACAGUAUGUAUAUUUAUUUUGCUACUGCGUUUGACAUGUCAUUUCACCUCAGGGAUGAAUAAAGUACCCCUCUAUCUAUCCACCAGUACCCGGGCCUCACCAGCCUCCACGGUGGCAGCUCGCCACCGCCGCCCCAUGGCCUCCAACCUGUCCCUGGAUGAUAUCACGGCCCAGCUGGAGCAGGCUUCUCUCAGUAUGGACGAGGCUGCCAGACAGAGCUCCCACUCCCUAGCUAGCGCCUCCACCUCUUCCUCCUCCUCCACCAUGCGGAGGCCCGCCACCCACCACCACACCCACCGCAGGACGGGCUCCGUGGGGACGGUCAGCGAACACGCGGUCCGCUCCGUGUCCCACUCCUCCUGGUCGUCGGUGAACUCUGCGUCGGCCAGCAGCGUGGAUUCUCUGGAUAGUGUUCUCAGACCUUCGGAGCAGGACGGGGAAACACCCACGCCACAGGGGCCCAAUCAGGGCCCCCCGGGCAGUACAGAGGUAGGCUACCUGCACACAGACACUAAUACAUCAUGUACCGUUCAACCUUCACUGCAUUCCUCUACAGCGAUACAGACUGGACCAACUGGACCAACUGAUCAACUGA